Molecule: messenger RNA, 1892 nt
Organism: Ziziphus jujuba (common jujube)
Lineage: Eukaryota; Viridiplantae; Streptophyta; Magnoliopsida; Rosales; Rhamnaceae
Product: putative UDP-glucose flavonoid 3-O-glucosyltransferase 3
Exons: 1
Coding region: 93-1715 (540 amino acids)
Molecular function (GO): UDP-glycosyltransferase activity
Source: RefSeq, a predicted model, not a curated record
CAAUCUAUACAUUUCAUGUAAUUAAAAAACAUGUCCAAAAGAACAUUCUAAUAUUUUAAUCAAAAGUGAAAGAAAAAGAUGACAUCAUUCGCAUGGACCAAAUUUUCAACAAAUCACCUAUAUAUAUAUAUAUAUAUGUACAUAUAAACACACCUAAAAAUAUAUUCCCAACUAUAAUCCUAAAACACCCCAUACACAAAGAUAUCUGUUCAUUAUCUUCUACUUUCAACAUCGAAAAAAUGAAGAAAGCAGAGUUAGUUUUCAUCCCCAUUCCAGGUAGAGGCCACCUUUUAUCCAUGGUAGAGUUUGCAAAACUACUCGUUGCUCGAGAUCCUCAUCUCUACGUCACAAUUCUUAUCAUGAAGCUGCCGUUUGACACCAAGGUCGGAGCCUACACGGCUUCACUUGUGUCCUCAUCUUCAAAUCGUAUCAACUGCAUCGACCUCCCAAUAAACGAAAAGGUUUACACAGAAUCCAACCCCCCAGUCUUCAUGACUUCAUUCAUAGAGGAUCAGAAACCCCACGUCAAAAACGCUGUUACCCAACUCAUCCAAUCCCGGGACGUUGAUGACGAAGACUCGCCUCGACUCGCCGGAUUCGUCAUCGACAUGUUCUGUACCACCAUGAUUGACGUCGCUAAUGAAUUUGGGAUUCCUACUUAUGUGUUCUUCGCAUCGGGUGCGGGAUUUCUCGGCCUGUUGUUCCAUCUUCAACACCUAAGUGACAACCAUAAUGUAAAUAUCACUGAGUAUGAGAACGAUCCAGAGGCUGAGUUAGUCAUCCCGAGUUUUGUCAACCCGUUUCCUUCUAAGGUCUUGCCUGUGCUGGUGCUGGACAAGGAUGGUGGUCCUGUAAUGAUGAACCAUGCUAGAAGGAUAAGAGAAACCAAGGGUAUAAUAGUAAAUACGUUCACAGAGUUGGAAUCACAUGCCGUCUAUUCUCUAUCGAACGGUGAUCAUGAAUUCCCUCCGGUUUAUCCCGUGGGGCCUAUAUUGAACUUAAGAAGCGAUGAAAGCCAUGUUGGGUCGGUCAAUCAAAUUCAGAACUCAGACAUCAUAAGGUGGCUUGAUAAUCAACCGCCUUCAUCUGUGGUGUUCGUAUGCUUUGGGAGCAUGGGAAGCUUCAGUGAGGAUCAGGUGAAAGAGAUUGCAUACGGGCUGGAGCAGAGUGGGCAACGUUUCAUUUGGUCACUACGCCCUCCCCCACCAACAGAUAAGAUGGGUUUACCAAGUGAUUAUUUAGACCCCACGGUGGUUCUUCCAGAGGGGUUCCUGGGUCGAACGGCUGAGGUUGGAAAGGUGAUAGGAUGGGCUCCACAAGUGGAGAUCCUGUCCCACUCGGCAACAGGAGGCUUUGUAUCGCACUGUGGGUGGAAUUCUACACUAGAGAGUCUAUGGUUUGGGGUUCCAAUUGCCACGUGGCCGAUAUUUGCUGAGCAACAAUUGAAUGCAUUUCAGAUGGUGAAAGAGUUUGGAUGUGCGGUGGAGAUAAAGCUUGAUUAUAGAAGGGAAUUUAAUAGUGAUGGUGAUGAUCAAGCGGUUGUGAGUGCACAAGAGAUAGAGAGAGGGAUAAGGAGGGUGAUGGAUGAUGAUAGUGACAUAAGGAAAAGGACAAAGGAGAUAAGUGAACAGAGCAGAAGAACCUUAGUCGAUGGUGGAACCUCAUUUUCUUGCUUAGGACACCUUAUCAAUGAUAUCUUGAAGAAGGUGUCCUGAAGCUUGCCAACCAUGCGUUAAUUUCAAUUUUUUGUUUGUUUUUGUCUUAUGUUUUGGAUUAUAUAUGUAACCUUUGCUUUACUUCUAGCCAGAGUAAUAACCAAUUUGAGCAUGUUUGGCCCUUUGUUAUUUAAAAAUGAUUUUUUUUUUUUUUAAUAUAUAUAAUACUCUUCCUCA